GUUAAUCAGGAUUAAAAUUUAACCGGCUUUUGUGCAACUGGGCCUUUGUGAGGGAAAUUUUUGCAUUCCUCUGGGAAUUAACCUCAAUUUACUGUGAUUAGAUAGAACAUUUCUGUAUGAAGGUUAUUAUAAUGUCUUCUUUCAUAAUAAAGUUUUUAUGCUUAUGUGAGUUUUUAAUGACUCAUAUUGAAUUUGUAUUAGCAUUUCUCACCUGCGCACAGGGUUUUCCUUGCAGGUGAUUGGUUUCUUAUAGUUUUGCUAAAAGUUUUUAUUUAUAUUUAAUAAUAAUAUCUAUUUAUUAUGAGAAAAACAGUUUUUUAGAGUAAAUUAUGAUUUAAUUGUGAAUCAACUAGAACAGGUAACAUCAGAUACUUGUGAAUGAGAAAACUGCUUGAGGUCUACUACGGCAAUCCUUGAAUUGAGAAUUCAAUAAAAAGCCUGAGCACAUACAUCGAUUUUUGUUUGUACUAUAUUUAGCUGUCUUUAUGAAUUCUAUCUGAUUAAAUGGAACUUGACAAAUAACAUCUGUUUAAUCAUAUAGAAUUUAUAAGGGCGGCAAAAUAUCAAACAAAAAUCGAUGUGUGUGUGUGCAGGGCUCAACAGUGAUCUCAUUGAAUGUGAAAUAAUGUCCAUAUGCCAAUAAUAAAAUCUUGUCCAUAUGCCUGGGUGGUUGCGAUAUUUUAUUCAUAUAAUGUAGUACAAACAAGGAAGCAACUGUGAUUUGUUAUUAUAUUAGUACAGAUAUGUAAACGAUAUAAUAAUGUUUUUAUGAAGAUCAUGUUAAACAUUGAAACUAGUAGUUGUAGUUUGUGUUUUUAAUCUAUUAUUUUAUGUUGAAAAUUUUUCAAAGAAAGGGUAACUUUACUAUAAUGUCAUUUUAUAAAAUAAGCUUCUAUUUGGUUAUGAAUAAACAAGAUAUACUUACUAAUGUAAUUAUUGAUAAAAUGAGUUUCAUUUCUAAAUGAAUAUAAAUUAAGUUUAUUGAUGUUGUUUUUGUUUCUUUUAAACGUUUAUUUUGGAAAUGUUUUAAACUUCGUUGUGAACCUAGUAGGCAGUUUGAUAGAAAUUUUUAUAAAAGUCUCUUAUGGUGUUGAAAAAAGGCGUGUGAAUGACCAUUGCCAAUAUAGGCCUAGGUACCAUAACACCAAAUCCAUGUUAUGUUAGUUUAAUUCACUUCAGGUAGAAUUUUUAAUAUUAUGCUGAUAUUUUGUAGAUAGAAACAUGAUUCUAAUGACUAUAUAUCGUCUAUAACGUUAACCAUUAUAAAAAUUGAAAAGAUUGAAUCAUUGUUCUACAUUUUGUUGUUUAUAAAGAUAUUUUCAGAAAUGUCAACACAGUAUAGAUAUUGUAUUUUAAAUAAAUAUUAAUGUACCCACCUCACUAAGUAUCGAUCGAAAAUGUGCAAUGAGACAAGAAUAGAGCGUAUUCAACAAUCAAAACUCAAGCAUUAUUUGCAUGUGAAAUAUAUAAUACAUUUUUAAUGUGAAAUACUGAAACAAUCUUAUUCGAAGUGAAGUUUAUAAUUGGCGGUUAGUGUGUGCAGUGCAUGUCAUGGUUGGAAGCCUUCUAAAUAACUAAGGUAUUUGACACCAGGUCUGGUUUUUAUUCUUGAAAUUCAUAACGAAACAAGAGUUAAUUUCAUGUAUUUAAGUGAGUAAAUCAUUGUUUUAUUGUUAUUAGUUUUAGUAUGAAUGAUAGCAUCAUUGCAUUUACUCGAUAUCAGGUAGGAUAUUAUGUAGUUGCGAUAAAAAUACGUAAAAGUUAGACAUUCCAACUUUAAAUAUCAUGAAAAUAUUAUUAAAUAGAUCUUAUCAGGAGAAAUAGGAUUAAAAUCGGAUAAUUCAUUUUCAUAACCUGAAAAGUAUAUGCAAAUAGCUAAGUCGUUGGGUUGGUCAAGCUGGUAGUCAAUGGUCGGUUGGUCUAUUUGAUUUAUCAAAAAAUAACAAAGGAAAACUGUAAAUAUAUGUUGAAUCAUUCCAGUAAAUUAAACUUAGAAAACAAAUAUUUAAAUUUUAUUGUUACUUUCUGGUAUAGUAUUUUGUCCUAUAUUUAAAAAAAUGGAUAAAGAGGUUAAAGUUGAGAAACAGGAAAGUGCUUUUGAUGACAGUUGGAUUGGAGCUGCACGUAGUGAUACAGCUACUCAGCAGAUCAAGAUCGAGAUGCAGGAGGAUGAAUUUGGAGAAUGUGAAUUAGCAACUAGCAGCAUCAAAGAUGAGUCAUCCUCGCACAUUGGUUCAACUUCCAAUCAGAUGGCGAGAGUUAAGCAGGAGAAUGAUAGCAGCCAAGAACCAGCGCCAGAGUGCAGCACUGCAUGCUCUCCAACUGAUCAUGAUUUCAGCCAACAACAUUAUCUAAUCCCUGGCUAUAAUCUAAUAUUCAUCAAAGAGGAAGAAUAUGAUGAGCAAGAGGCAGAAGGAUGUUCAGUGGAGAGUGAAACGGAGAUGUGGCCUUCAAACUGCAGCACAUCUGAAACUGCCAAUGCAACAGAAGUGGGUGGACUGAAUGCACAUUCAAUCUCUCCCAUGGAAGAGUGCACUGAGCCAUCUGUGGCUGGCAAAAAGAUCAAGCUCUACAGCUGUGCUGACUGCAGCUAUAAAACUCCAUCGAUCACUCAUUGGAAGAGACACAUGACGAAACACACUGGGGAAAAGACUUUCAGUUGUGAGUUAUGUGACUAUAAAUGUACUCGAUCAAGUAAUUUGAAGAUACAUAUCAGAACACAUACAGGAGAAAGGCCUUUCAGUUGUGAGUUAUGUGACUAUAAAUGUGCUCGAUCAAGUACUUUGAAGGAACAUAUCAGAACACAUACAGGAGAAAGACCUUUCAGCUGCGAGUACUGCGACUAUAAAUGUACUCGAUCAUGUAAUUUGAAGAUACAUAUCAGAACACAUACAGGAGAAACACCUUUCAGCUGCGAGUAUUGUGACUAUAAAUGUGCUCAAUCAAGUGAUUUGAAAAAACAUGUCAGAACACAUACAGGAGAAAGACCUUUCAGCUGCAAGUAUUGUGACUAUAAAUGUGUUCAAUCAAGUGAUUUGAAAAAACAUGUCAGAACACAUACAGGAGAAAGACCUUUCAGCUGCAAGUAUUGUGACUAUAAAUGUACUCGAUCAAGUGAUUUGAAGAUACAUAUCAGAACACAUACAGGAGAAAGGCCUUUCAGUUGUGAGUUAUGUGACUAUAAAUGUGCUCGAUCAAGUACUUUGAAGGAACAUAUAAGAACACAUCAUAAAGGAGAAACAACUACUAGCUGAAAAUUUGUGACUUUACGUGUGCUCAUUCAAAUUCAUUUUACUGUGUUUCCACACCUCCCCACUCCUCUUCUUAGAUUGCCAGGGUCGCCCUGGGCUGAUGUCUGUGGAGGGGCGGAGUGGGAGUUGCUGCUCAGUGUGGUGUGUGCCGGCGGGUGGUUGGGGACGGCUGGGCUCCUCGCAGUGUUGGGUGUCCUCCACAUACACCACGGUUGUCAUCUCACAACACUGAAAUUCUCUCCUUUCUAAGAGGUGAUAGGCCAUGCUUUGGCACUACCUGGAGGGAGGGGAGUCGCUAGGAGUGGUGGGAGAGUAGUGGCAGUCAUCACCGUCGUUGUAGUGCAUGGCAACAGGUCAAAACUUGUCAGAAAUGGUCUCCUAGUGUCUUCCAGACAAGCCUUUGUCACUGACUCCGGUCUGCCUCCAGAUCAAGUGGUGUUCGGUUCGUCCUCCAAGUGACCCCUACCGGUCACCAAAGGUCACCUGACCUGUUUUUUUUAGAUAUAUGAAAACUUAAACUCAAAUAGUGCAGCAAAGAAAAAAUAAGCAAUAUAAAUUUGGAGAUGCAGAAACCUAACCUCAACAAAUUUUGCUGGAAGCUUUUUGCUGUAAUGACACAACAAUCUAUGACAAUAUGUGUAUCAUGCAUGUCUCACCGUUAGUGGCCAGCCUCGCACUUUCCAAAAGCUUUCGCACUUCUGAAAUCAACCUCGCACUUUCCAUUAGCUGCUCAUAUUUAUUGAAACUACUUUAGGUAAACCUUGUCUUUAUCCAACUAAAUAUUUAUUCAAAAAGGUUAAAGUGUUAACAAUCCGUCAAUUAUAUAUUAAAAACCUCAUAAUUUUCUUUAGAAAUAAUAAAGAUAUUUUUCUAUUCCGUGAAUCAAACCUCAAUUCACGACCUUCCAGAAAUAGGUUUGAAAAUAUAAGAAUGGAUCUUAAUGUUUGUCGGAGACAAUACUUUUACCCAGCUAAUAAAUUAAUCAAUAAAAUUCCAGAUUACCUUACAGAGCAUAUUAAUCGAAAUUCUGUCACAUUGCUUAAAAAAGAACUAUUGAAUGGAUAAUCACCAGUAAAAUCAGGACAUACUUUUUGAGUGACUCUUACCUUUGUUCCAAUAAUAUGUUUGCCAUCUCUCAUUCUUUCUCUUCUCCUCCUUUCUCUCUUUCUUUCGCCCUUAUUCCACUUACUCAUCAUCUUCUUUUAUUAAAUAUUAUAAUUAUCAUAUAAUUUCUUAUCCUAUACUAUUAAACGAGCAACUUCUGUUUAUAUGUUUGUAUUUCACCGGAUCUCGAAAUCGGCUCUAACGAUUCUCUCGAAAUUCAGAACAUAGUAGGUUUAUAAUAUAAAGAUUCGAUUGCACUAGUUCUCAUCCCUGGGAAAACUCGCUGAAGGACAUUAAAAGGAUAAGUAUUAUUCAUACUUGUAAAAACAGCUGAUAAUAAUUAUUUCGUCGUCUGUUGGUGAUGGAAGUAAGUGAGCGAGUUUGUGUGUGGGAAUGUGUCAAAAUUAUGACUCAGCUGUUGAACUUUUGUAAUCAUUCAAUCAGGUACUUAGUGCCGGUUGUAAAAAGCCGGGUUAUUUUCAAUCCUUAUUAAUUCCAGUAGAUUCAUCUUUUUGAAAUUGUCUUCUCUGAUUUGGUUCACGUGAAGUUAAUCAGGAUUAAAAUUUUACCGGCUUUUGUGCAACUGGGCCUUUGUGAGGAAAAUUUUUGCAUUCCUCUGGGAAUUAACCUCAAUUUACUGUGAUCAGAUAGAACAUUUCUGUAAGAAGGUUAAUAUAUUUUCUUCUUUCGUAAUAAAGUUUUUAUGCUUUUGUACUCCAGAGCGAAGCAUGGUCCCGGAUAUUUUCAUUUUAUGUGAGUUCUUAAUGACUCAUAUUGAAUUAGUAUUAGCAACUCUCACCUGCGCACAGGAUUUUCCUUUUUUAAGUUUUUAUUUAUAUUUAUUAUGAGAAAACAAAUAACAGUUUUUAAGAGUAAAUCAUGAUUCAAUUGUGAAUUGUGAUUCAACUGAAUCAACUAGAAAAGGUAACAUCAGAUACUUGUGGAUGAGAAAACUGCAUGAGGUCUACUACGGCCAUCUGUGAAUUGAGAAUUCAAUGAAAAGCCCUGCAAACAGACAUCGAUUUUUGUUUGUACUAUAUUUUGCCAUCUUUAUGAAUUCUAUCUGAUUAAAUGGAACUUGACAAUUAUCAUCUGUUUAAUCAUAUAGAAUUUAUAAGGACGACAAAAUAUCAAACAAAAUUCGAUGUGUGUGUGUGCAGGGCUCAACAGUGAUCUCAUUGAAUGUGAAAUAAUGUCCAUAUGCCAAUAAUAAAAUCUUGUCCAUAUGCCUGGGUGGUUGCGAUAUUUUAUUCAUAUAUCAUGUAGUACAAACAAGGAAGCAACUGUGAUUUGUUAUUAUAUUAGUACAGAUAUGUAAACGAUAUAAUAAUGUUUUUAUGAAGAUUAUGUUAAACAUUGAAACUAGUAGUUGUAGUUUGUGUUUUUAAUCUAUUAUUUUAUGUUAAACAUUUUUCAAAGAAAGGGUAACUUUACUAUAAUGUCAUUUUAUAAAAUAAGCCUCUAUUUGGUUUUGAAUAAACAAGAUAUACUUACUAAUGUAAUUAUUGAUAAAGUGAGUUUCAUUUGUAAAUGUAUAUAAAUUAAGUUUAUUGAUGUUGUUAUAGAGAGCAUUUGCAAUAAAUUCUAGUUAUUCAAUAACUG
This is a messenger RNA of Nilaparvata lugens (brown planthopper), 5957 nucleotides long. Its product is annotated as gastrula zinc finger protein XlCGF17.1-like. The record is from RefSeq and is a predicted model, not a curated record. Gene Ontology annotation, biological process: regulation of transcription by RNA polymerase II. Gene Ontology annotation, molecular function: DNA-binding transcription factor activity, RNA polymerase II-specific; RNA polymerase II cis-regulatory region sequence-specific DNA binding. Gene Ontology annotation, cellular component: nucleus. The transcript has 5 exons. Bases 2058 to 3254 code for a protein of 398 amino acids. NCBI's taxonomy places the organism in Eukaryota, Metazoa, Arthropoda, Insecta, Hemiptera, Delphacidae.